AUGAUACUUCCAGGCGAGUUAACUCUCGGGAAAUGUAUACCACACACUGCCAAAGAUAUUAAAGAAUGUGUUGCUGACAAGAAGAUUGGUAUCAGUGAAGUGGUCGAAGUUUUUCCGCUUUGGGAGGAAUACUGGCUUAUGGAGAUCGAUAGUCAAGUGCUGAGUCCAUUGAAGAAGGCGUCGUACGAAAAAGCCACUGGAGCUUUUCCAAAUCUGUUGCGUUUGUGGUGUGAUUACAUACGCUUUCUUAUAGCGGAGAAUGCUGAUCGUGACAUCAUUAGGCUGGCUUACACUUCAGCCCUACACUAUUGUGGGCAUCAUUUCAACGCAGACUCUUUAUGGGAUAUCGUCCUUGAAUUUGAGAAGUUGGACCGCUCUGUUUUGUUGAAGUUGUACUUACAAUUGAUUGCCAUUCCUUUGUACGAAUACAACAGAUUCUACACGCAGUUUAUCGAAAUUGGUAAGAGUUAUGAGUUAAGCGAUAUUAUCGAUGAAACUACCCUUGAGUCGUAUGCCGAGGGAUUCGGUCACAAGCUGGUUGAUGGUCUUACUCUAGUUGAGCGUCAUCAAGCGUUUGAUGACUUUGCAUAUAAAAGACAUCAGAAGACCCAGUCUCAAGUGGUGGCCAAAUGGGAGUAUGAAGAGAAAUUAGUUGAUCAGAAGUUCACGUUAAAGCCAGUGGAUGCAUCCAGGUGGUGGGAUUAUAUAGCUUGGUCUCGAUCACACGAUGCCGUCGCUGAUGCCAUUUCCGUAUAUGAGCGAGCUCUCAUCGUGCUUGGCCUCCUGCCCAAAAUCUGGCUAUCAUAUAUAGCAUUUCUCAACCAAAGUGGGGCCAGCAAAGAGACCCAAGAGAAGGUUUUCGAACGAGCGUCUGCCACUGCUCUUUGGGAUGAUGUUGACGACUUAGGUCCGCGUUUGCGAAUUUUAUGGUGCCAACUCAGUCAAAAAAACGACUUACUCGGGCAAUGGUUAGAUACUCUAGCAACUACAUCGCCACGGCCACAACUGGCAAUUUUUCAACUUACACAAGCGCUUAUUCCGGGAAUCUCAAAUCUUGAAGAGGCUAUCAAGGAUCCUAAGUUCCCAACUGAGUCUUUAGCCGUACUUAUCGUUGCCUACUUGAAAACAUUGGAUACUGCCGCUGUUCGCAAAUUUUAUAAUGACCAUAUUUGUACCACGUCGAAACUAACAAGUAUGUUAAAGCGAAGUGAGUUAUUUUGGAAGUUUAUUGUUGAGUAUGAGGGUUUUAGGCACUAUAAUAUGCAGAACCUAACGGUUGUGGUUCUGGCGAUUACCGCCACCCGUCAGCUCCCCAAAGGUUCCCGCCAAGCAAUUUUAGCCACAGCCGAGCUGAUGUGUCGAGCUAAUAACGGUUGUACUGUGCUCAUGGAACCUGCUGCCCUUCCGGAGAUAGCCCGGAGACAUGUCGCACAUCCUGGUAUAAUUAGAGAACAUAUCCCCGAGAUCGCUAACCCUCAAUUCGGGCAUACGCGGCUUAGCGCGGAUUUUGACGUAAUCUCCGCCGCACCUCCGCUUCCUCAGUUCAAAAACGUCGAGAAACUGCUGACACAGAUUGUGCCGCAGCAAUAA
This is a messenger RNA of Diutina rugosa, 1590 nucleotides long. RefSeq names its product Prp39p (gene PRP39). Lineage: Eukaryota; Fungi; Ascomycota; Pichiomycetes; Serinales; Debaryomycetaceae. Gene Ontology annotation, cellular component: U1 snRNP; U2-type prespliceosome; commitment complex. Gene Ontology annotation, biological process: RNA processing; mRNA 5'-splice site recognition. The record is from RefSeq and is a predicted model, not a curated record. Gene Ontology annotation, molecular function: protein binding. Bases 1 to 1590 code for a protein of 529 amino acids. The transcript has a single exon.